UUGCGCAGACAUUCCUGUAAGGGCCAGGUGAGGAUUCUGGUUGGCAGGGUCGUGCUUUCAAAGCGAGAGUGUGUUCUGGGACGUCCCUGACACGGCGAGAGCGGAAGGCUUGAGUGGACGAGGUCGGAAAGCAGAGCAGCGCGGGCGAUCGGAGCACUGAAAGUACCAACGGGAGGCGGAGUUCCUGGAGAAAGCGGGAAACCGAGGGGGCGGAGCCCUCGGGUCAGGGGCGGAGCCUCGGACCCCAGAGCCCCGAGCUUGGCUCCCAACGGAGUGAGGGGCGCCCUCGAUCUUCGGGUCCUCGCUCUUGUUGUCUGUGAAAUAGAUCGCGCCUGACUCCAAAAGGAAAUGUCCCAGGCUGCGCCCCGCCCCUCCGGGACUACAAAUCCCAAGGUGCUCGAGGCGACCGCAGCUCUCCCUCCCCUGCGGGACACGCCUCCCUCCAGUCAGAGUCACGUCGUCUAACCUGUUCCCCGGCGACUGCCCCGCCCCGUCCUCCGCUCCCCGCCGCCGGAGCCGGAGCCGGAGCCCGAGGAAAAGCCCCCCCGGUGCCAGGAUCUGCCCCGGACGCGCAGGCACCCUGCUCCGGCCGGCACCAUGGACAGCGAAGCAUUCCAGAAUGCCAGGGAUCUUCUGGAUCUGAACUUCCAGUCGCUGGCCAUGAAGCACAUGGAUCUGAAACAGAUGGAGUUGGACACUGCAGCCGCCAAAGUGGACGAACUGACCAAGCAGUUAGAGUCGCUGUGGUCAGACUCCCCAGCGCCCCCAGGCCCACAGGCUGGAGUUCCCCCGAGGAUGUCCCGGUACAGCACCAGCCCUAUCCCGGAGCAUUUUGGUAGCAGAGGGUCCCCACAGAAGACAUCCACCGAUGGCACAGAGGCCCGUUUUGGACGCUCGGAGAGUGCCCCGUCCCUGCACCCCUACAGCCCUCUGUCCCCCAAGGGCCGUCCGUCUUCCCCACGCACCCCCAUCUACCUGCAGCCCGAUGCCUACAGCAGCCUGGAGCGCGCACCAUCGCCCAGACCCCGUGCCUUCGACGGGGCGGGCAGUCCCCAUGGCCGGGCGCCGUCCCCGCGGCCGGUGACUGGCUCACUGCGCCAGCCGGGCCCUCCGACGCCCUUCGACUACCUGGGCCGCGCAGGGUCCCCCCGGGGCAGCCCUCUAGCCGAGGGGCCCCAAGCCUUCUUCCCAGAACGGGGACCUUCUCCACGUCCACCCGCUGCAGGCUAUGACGCACCGGCUGCCUUCGGGAGCCCCCUGCUGGGCGCGGGUGGCAGUGCCUUCGCCCCGCCGCUUCGCGCACAAGACGACCUGACGCUGCGCCGGAGGCCCCCGAAAGCCUGGAACGAGUCUGACUUAGACGUAGCUUAUGAGAAAAAGCCUUCACAGACAGCAAGCUAUGAACGGCUGGAUGUCUUCACACGGCCUGCCUCGCCGGGCCUGCAGCUCUUACCCUGGAGAGAGAGCAGCCUGGAUGGGCUUGGGGGCAGUGGCAAGGACAACAUCACCAGUGCCACACUGCCACGCAACUACAAGGUGUCCCCUCUGGCCACCGACAGGCGUUCCGACAUGGGCAGUUACCGCCGCUCUAUGGGCUCAGCAGGGCCCUCAGGCACUUUGCCCCGCAGCUGGCAGCCCGUCAGCCGCAUCCCCAUGCCCCCCUCCAGCCCUCAGCCCCGCAACACACUGCGCCAGCGCCCCAUACCCCUCAGCAUGAUCUUUAAGCUCCAGAACGCCUUCUGGGAACAUGGAGCCAGCAGGGCUGUGCUCCCGGGAUCCCCUAUCUUCUCCCGAGCACCCCCACCUAAGCUGCCUUCCCAGCCACCCCCUCAGCCACCCCCCCAGCCCCAACCUCAGAUGCCCCCCCAGUCCCAGGCCCAGCCUCAGACUCCGGCACCUCAACAGACUUGGCCUCCCAUGAAUGAAGGCCUCGUCAAACCCCCUGCCGAGCUGGAGCCAGAGCCAGAGCUAGAGGGGCUACUGGCUCCUGUGCUGGAGGCCGGGGACACAGAUGAAGGCACAGUCACUCGGCCUCUCAGCCCAACCAGGCUACAGCCAGCGUUGCCACCCGAAGCACAGACGGUUCCUGAGCUGGAGGAGGUGGCCCGAGUGCUGGCAGAGAUUCCUCGGCCCCUCAAGCGCAGAGGCUCCAUGGAACAGAGCCCUGCUGUGGCCCUGCCCCCUACCCACAAGAAACAAUACCAACUGAUCAUCAAUAGACUUUUCCAUCGGCAUGGUGGCCCAGGGCCUGGCGGGCCUGAGCCAGAGCUGUCCACAAUCACAGAGGGAUCUGAAGCCAGGGCAGGGCCCCCUGCUCCUGCCCCACCAGCUCCCAUCCCACCCCCAGCCCCACCCCAGAGCACGCUUCCAGAGCAGCCUCAGAGCAUGGAGAUGCGCUCAGUCCUGCGCAAAGUGGGCUCCCCGCGCAAGGCCCGGCGAGCACGCCUCAACCCACUGGUGCUGCUGUUGGACGCAGCGCUGACUGGGGAGCUGGACGUGGUGCAGCAGGCGGUGAAGGAGAUGAAUGACCCAAGCCAGCCCAACGAGGAGGGCAUCACCGCUCUGCACAAUGCCAUCUGCGGCGCCAACUACCCCAUCGUGGACUUCCUCAUCGCUGCGGGCGCCAAUGUCAACUCCCCUGACAGCCACGGCUGGACGCCCCUGCAUUGUGCGGCUUCAUGUAAUGACACUGCCAUCUGCACCGCACUGGUGCAGCACGGUGCGGCCAUCUUUGCCACCACACUCAGUGACGGCGCCACUGCCAUCGAGAAGUGCGACCCUUACCGAGAGGGCUACGCGGACUGUGCCACCUACCUGGCAGACGUGGAGCAAAGCAUGGGGCUGAUGCACAGUGGCGUUGUGUACGCGCUCUGGGACUACAGCGCCGAGUUUGGGGAUGAGCUGUCCUUCCGGGAGGGCGAGUCGGUCACUGUGCUCCGGAGGGACGGGACGGAGGAGACUGACUGGUGGUGGGCGUCACUGCAUGGCCAGGAGGGCUAUGUGCCACGCAACUACUUUGGGCUCUUCCCUAGGGUGAAGUCUCAGAGGAGCAAAAUCUAGCAGGAAUGAAGGACAGUUGUCAAGGAGAAAAGUGCAAGCCGGCCUGCCUCCCACCCGGACCGCCCCGACCCGUCUCCUGCUGAGUUUACCUGCGUCCUAAUCUCCAGGGGGGGCAGCCUGCACCAGAAGUGCUCUGCUCUUCCAGAGGCUCGAGGGAGGGCAGCCCCAAUUUACAAUUAGGAAGCCGUCUUAGGCAUUGGGGUGAGGUGGGGCCGAGGACCUUUGUGGGCAGGAGACCCCAUACACGCACUUGCCAAAUCAGAUCUGGUUCAAAGAGCCCCCUACUGCCAGCAAGCAAGCCACUGUAUUGUUACAGCCGAGCCUGGGAGGGUGACCCACCCCUUCAUUUCUCUCUGAGUCCUUUCCUCCCCCAUUCCUCCCAGCAGCCUUGGGGCCUGGGUGAGGUACAUGGCUCCUUAGCAGGAUGUCUGCCCCACCCCACCCCCAACCAAGUGCCUUCACACCUGUGUGGCUUAAUGUUUAUAAUGACACAGAGAACUGUUUCCUUUAUAAAUAAAGGUAGU
Molecule: messenger RNA, 3584 nt
Organism: Onychomys torridus (southern grasshopper mouse)
Lineage: Eukaryota; Metazoa; Chordata; Mammalia; Rodentia; Cricetidae
Gene: Ppp1r13l
Product: protein phosphatase 1 regulatory subunit 13 like
Exons: 14
Coding region: 598-3060 (820 amino acids)
Biological process (GO): positive regulation of cell differentiation; regulation of transcription by RNA polymerase II
Molecular function (GO): transcription factor binding
Source: RefSeq, a predicted model, not a curated record